AUGGCCUCUUCCCCGACAACCCGCCACCGUCUGGCCGGCCUCCUGUCUUCCCCCUUCCUCCUCUUCGUCCUCUUCCACUACCACGUCGCCGCCACAGAAGGCAUCCGCCUUGCUGGCAUCAUCCGAAAGCCUUCUCCGGAUGUUACCAACAUUUUCCGAGAGGCCCCGGCCUUUCGGAAUGGGGACUCCUGCCGCGGCGAGGAGAGGAUCCACAUUGCCAUGACGUUGGACUCUAACUAUUUGCGCGGCACAAUGGCCGCAGUGCUUUCCAUCCUCCAGCACUCCACGUGCCCGGAGAUGGUCGAGUUCCACUUCUUGUCGGCAAGGUUCGAGCCCGACGUACUCUCCAACAUCAAAGCCACCUUCCCCUACCUCAAAUUCAACGUCUACCGAUUUGAUUCCAGCAGGGUACGUGGCAAGAUAUCAAAGUCCAUACGCCAAGCCCUAGACCAGCCAUUGAACUACGCGAGAAUAUACCUUGCUGAUAUCAUCCCAUUGGACGUGAAGAGGGUUUUGUACCUCGACUCAGACCUCGUGGUGGUCGAUGAUGUGGCCAAACUAUGGAAGGUCGACUUGCAGGGCAAGGUUCUGGCUGCACCGGAGUAUUGUCACGCGAAUUUCACACCAUACUUUACCAACGUGUUUUGGUCCGAUCAGAAGCUUUCGAAAACGUUUGAGGGCCGCAAGCCAUGCUAUUUCAAUACAGGGGUGAUGGUGGUCGAUGUGGACAGGUGGAGACAAGGUGGCUACACUAAGAAAAUGGAGGAGUGGAUGACGGUGCAGAAGCAGAAGAGGAUUUACCACCUAGGGUCAUUGCCGCCGUUUUUGUUGGUUUUGGCGGGAGAUAUUACGGCUGUGGAUCACAGGUGGAACCAACACGGGCUCGGCGGCGACAAUCUCGAAGGAAAGUGUAGGAGCUUGCAUCCUGGUCCUAUCAGCUUGCUUCAUUGGAGUGGGAAAGGAAAACCAUGGUUGAGGUUAGAUUCGAGAAAGCCUUGCACCGUCGAUCAUCUUUGGGCACCUUACGAUCUCUAUCGGUCUUCAGCUCAUUAUUUCGAAGAAUGA
Molecule: messenger RNA, 1065 nt
Organism: Argentina anserina (silverweed cinquefoil)
Lineage: Eukaryota; Viridiplantae; Streptophyta; Magnoliopsida; Rosales; Rosaceae
Product: probable galacturonosyltransferase-like 4
Exons: 1
Coding region: 1-1065 (354 amino acids)
Cellular component (GO): Golgi apparatus
Molecular function (GO): glycosyltransferase activity
Source: RefSeq, a predicted model, not a curated record